UCUCCAUUCUUCACUUCACUCCAACGUAAAAACUUGCUACUUCGAUUUUUCUCUUCAUAAUUUAUUUAACUUCUCUUAAUUUGCUAUUAAGGUUUUUAAAGGGGGAGAAAGGUAAAGAGAAAAAGAUGAUGCAGACACCGUCCAAUACUUCAACGCCGGGGCAAUACUGUCAUUCUUGUGGAGUGUUCCACCACCAUAGCCAAAGCUGUUGCUACAACAACAACUCAAACACCGGCUCUUCCUCGAUGGUGUUUUCCAUGCAAAAUGGCGGCGUUUUUGAGCAGAACAGCGAGGAUUAUUACUCUUCCUCCGUCGUUGAUUGUACCCUCUCUCUUGGAACUCCUUCCACACGUCUUUGCGAGGAGGAUAAGAAUCGCAGACGCUCUACCUCCUCCGCUGCUUCCUCUUGCAUCUCCAACUUCUUGGACUUGCUUCACACUAAAAACAACAACUCCAAAACGAUGCCGUGUAGUAACGUCCCUUCUUUUUCCACUGCUAAUUCCAUGAAGCCAACACGCGGUUGCUCCGGCGGUGGCGACUCUCUCCUCUCUAGACGGUGUGCCAACUGUGACACCACUUCGACUCCACUAUGGAGAAAUGGUCCUCGAGGCCCUAAGUCCCUAUGCAACGCAUGCGGUAUUCGUUUCAAGAAGGAAGAGAGAAGAACCACGGAGGCUUCAGGGAAUGCCAUCGUCAGAGCUGCACCGGUAGCAACCGAUCAGUACGUACAUCACAACGCUGUCUACAACAGUUACAAUAUUGCAACUGGUAACAGCAAUAAUGGUAAUUCGUGGGCUUAUCACACUACGCCGAGGGUCCCGUGCAAUUAUCCGGCAAAUGAGAUCAGGUUCAUGGAUGAUUACGGCGGCGCCAUAGGUAACAACGGUGACCCUGCCGGUGGUCACGGUAGCGUUCCGUUUCUUUCGUGGAUAAAUGUGGCAGAUAGGGCAAGUCUUGUCCAUGACUUUACCAGAUGAAAAAAGAAAAAGAAAUUGACGUUAGAUUCUUGAAAUUUCCAUGUGGUUUAGUUUUAUUAAUUAUGUCUAGUUUAUGAAAAAGAAAACGUGUUUGAAAAAAAAACAGAAGCGUUGUCUCUAGAGACGAUGCUAGUGAUAUUGAUAGAGACGGUCUAACUUAUUGUUUUAUCUAUAUAGUACUACUCUUGUCAAUCUAUAAAAUCAGCUUUCUAUU
Molecule: messenger RNA, 1191 nt
Organism: Raphanus sativus (radish)
Lineage: Eukaryota; Viridiplantae; Streptophyta; Magnoliopsida; Brassicales; Brassicaceae
Product: GATA transcription factor 18
Exons: 2
Coding region: 126-977 (283 amino acids)
Biological process (GO): flower development; regulation of DNA-templated transcription
Molecular function (GO): DNA-binding transcription factor activity; sequence-specific DNA binding; zinc ion binding
Source: RefSeq, a predicted model, not a curated record